AUGGCUGUUGAUGAGCAAAUUAUACUGACUAAGAGCAGAUCAUCUAUACGGCAAUAUAAAUCUAAGGAACCCCACAAGUGGGGCUAUAAGAAUUUUGUGCUUAGUGGCAGUUCUAGAUUUAGUUACGAUUUUGAAAUUUAUACUAGAGCUCAUGGUCCUAUACAGAGUGGCCCUAAUGUACCAAAAAUAACUACUACCAGUGAUGUCGUAGUUCGCCUUUCUAGUACAAUACCAGAAGUAAGAACUAAGUACAAGUUAUUUUUUGGCUUUUACAUGUCAAUGCCUCUUUUGACCUACCUAAACAAGAAAUCUAUUUUACCAUUAGGCACGAUAAAAGCUAAUUGUAUCCCAGGUUACAAGGUUCCAGCUGAAAAAGAUUUGAAGAAAAAGGAAGACGAGCUACUGUAG
Parnassius mnemosyne (clouded apollo) is the source of this 408-nucleotide messenger RNA. The record is from the annotation of a GenBank genome assembly. NCBI's taxonomy places the organism in Eukaryota, Metazoa, Arthropoda, Insecta, Lepidoptera, Papilionidae.